AGACAGGGUACGCGGCUGCCCUGAUUAACGAUAAAGUAGGCUUCAAGCCCCAGAUAAAAUGUUAAGUGGUGGCCGAGCAGCAUGUCGGCAUGCUGGUAGUAUAGCCCAGCUAGAUGCUUUCUACUUAGGAUUACGUUGCUACGCAAAUGCGCCGGGGUCAACCCAUCGAUCGACCUUGCGCGAUGAUGUCGGUUUCGAUUUCGUGUUUGGGGCUCAUCGGGAAGCCCAACAGCAACUAAAUGAGGCUCUCAGGGAAUCUGUUAGGGACCGCCUUUCCCUCGCUCUCGGACGGCGCAAGGGGCGUCCUUUGGAUGUAGAGUCUUUGCAGCGCCUACCGGCAGAGGAGCUUCUGGAGGCAUGCCGGCAAGCCCGCCUCCCCCUGCCCUCCUCCUCCCUCGACUCCCGAGCCAUGGCCGCAGCCCUGCAUGCCCACCUGCACCCCCCCGCCUCCUCCUCCCCCUCACCCGCUGCUGCCUCCUCCUCUGAAGCUGGCUGGGACCAGCCCACACCGCUUCGCCGGGCCAGCUGGCUAGGACUAGGACAGCGCACCCAGCUCGGCUCGGGCGGCUCUGAAACCGCUCCUGCCCCGUCCAGCAACCCCACGGCAGCAGCAGCAGCGGCGGAGACGGCCCGUCGGGUGAGGCCGGCGGGUGGUAUUGCUCACGGCGACGCUGACGAUGAUGCGGAGGCUACCGCUGCUGCCGCCCUGCUCGCGGCUGCGGAGCGGGAGGCGGACGCGCUGUUUGACGAGGAGUUGCAGCGCCGCCUGCAGCUGGCCACUGCAGGGGCCGCAGGAGCAGGGGGAGGAGCGGGGGCAGCAGCAGCAGCGGCUAGCACUGGCAGCAGCGGUAGCAGCACCGUGGUGCGGACUGGGCCUGGUGUUACUGCAGGAGCCGGGGUGUCCCCGGCAGCCCCGCAGCACCCUCUGCGGCCGUCCUUGCAGCCCCACCAGCCGCAACCACCGCAGUCUCAACAGCAGCAACAGCUGUCGCACCCAGCCCCCGGCAGCCCCCGCCGCACCCCGCUGUUCGGCUCCACCACUGACCUCCUCGCAGCUGCAGACUCCUCCACCUCCACCUCGGCAGGCAGGACCUCCCCUGCCCCCUCCGCCCCCACCCUCUUCCUGAACCCAGCCUUGUACGGCAGUGGCAGCGCUGUUGCCACUGCCACAGCUGCUGCUGCGGACCGAGGUGCGCCGUACGACCCGCUGUCGCCUCCCACCCCCUCCGAGGUGGUUCGGGCGGUGCGGCGGACGCUGGUUCGUCGCGGCUACUGGGGCAAGGAGCCGGGUCAGCUGGGGUCGCUGCUGCUGCUGAGCCGCGGGGAGCUGCUGGGGCUGGUGCGG
Astrephomene gubernaculifera is the source of this 1345-nucleotide messenger RNA. Lineage: Eukaryota; Viridiplantae; Chlorophyta; Chlorophyceae; Chlamydomonadales; Astrephomenaceae. The record is from the annotation of a GenBank genome assembly.